Molecule: messenger RNA, 1158 nt
Organism: Telopea speciosissima
Lineage: Eukaryota; Viridiplantae; Streptophyta; Magnoliopsida; Proteales; Proteaceae
Exons: 1
Coding region: 1-1158 (385 amino acids)
Source: RefSeq, a predicted model, not a curated record
AUGGGGAAUAGACCAGUACUCGAUUAUGAGGAGUUGGAGCGCCUGAUACAAAAUAGCAUAGACCCUGCUUAUAGGUUAGCCAUCCGGCGGGUUUAUCGGAAGCCAUACCUGGACUAUGUUGACAAUAUUGACCUUGAGAGAAAUUGGAAGAUACCUGAGUUUACCAAGUUCUUGGGGGAGGACAAUAUGUCUAUCAUCGAGCACAUUGCCCGGUUCACCGUACAAUGUGGGAACUUAGGGGCAAAUGAUGCCGUGAAGCUUAGGCUUUUCCUCAACUCGUUGAUUGGGUCAGCCUUUACAUGGUAUUUUCACUUACCAGCCAAUUUGGUGCAGAAUUGGCAGGAAAUGGAUGAGUUGUUCCAUACACAGUUCUACAAGACCGAGCUCGAAACCACCAUUGGGGAUUUGGCUCAAAUGCGCCAGGAACCGGGAGAGACGGUGGACAAAUUCAUCAACCAUUUCAAACUUGCAAAGUAUAAAUGCCCGACCCUCUUGCAUGAGGGCGAAUACGCAAAAAUGGCCCUUGGCAGGCUAAACCUUGAACUCAAAAAAUGGUUUGCCGGCCAGAACUUCACGGACCUUGGCCAGUUAGUAAUCCAGGCGGCACCUUACGAGGCACUGCUAAAGGAGGAAGAACAAUGCAAAGCGUCCUCCAUUGGGACUUACUAUAAGGAGGCAGCCUCGGGCAGCUACCUGCUCCUAGGGGCCGGGGAGCCCAAAGCAGUUAGCUUCGUUGACUGUGAAGUUGAGGCGGCGAAAAUAACUGAGAGAAAACCCUAUGUCUGCAAGGCCUUGGCAAAGCAAGCCAGAAACGAUCGUCAGACAGAGCAGGCCAAACCGGCCCCCCAACGGACUUUUGACCCAGGGGUAAAGUACUCUUUCAACAUUUCAAAGGCCGAGCUUAUCUUUGAUCAGCUCUUACAGGAUAAGCAAAUCAAACUGCCACCGGGACACCAGAUCCCCGCUAGUGCGGACUUGAAAGACCAAAGAUAUUAUAAGUGGCAUAAUACUCGCACGCAUAUGACAAUUAAUUGUGUUGUUUUGUGUAAUGCUUUGCAGAAGGCUAUUACAAAUGGGCAAAUCAAGUUCCCCGAGAAAGAAAAAGGGGUGAUGCUAGUUGAUGAAAAAUCCUUUUCCUGUCAAUAUGUUGAGCGCUGA